Molecule: messenger RNA, 847 nt
Organism: Hevea brasiliensis (rubber tree)
Lineage: Eukaryota; Viridiplantae; Streptophyta; Magnoliopsida; Malpighiales; Euphorbiaceae
Product: G-type lectin S-receptor-like serine/threonine-protein kinase At4g03230
Exons: 2
Coding region: 387-800 (137 amino acids)
Source: RefSeq, a predicted model, not a curated record
CUUGGAUUGAAGAAAGCGCUUUGAUAUUAUCGUUGGGAUUGCUCGUGGAAUCUUAUAUAUUCACCAAGAUUCUAGGUUGAGAAUUAUCCAUAGAGAUCUAAAAGCUAGCAAUAUUCUAUUGGAUGGAGAAAUGAAUCCAAAAAUUUCAGAUUUUGGCCUAGCUAGAAUCUUCAAAGGCGACCAAACUCAUGAAAAAACAAACAAAAUAGUUGGAACAUUGCAAGUAUACCUACACACCCAGUAGCUGGACACAAAGAAGCACUGCUAAGAAUGCCUUUCUUUCUUACAUUAAGUAAUUUGAACGGAGCAUCAUAACUAUUUUUUUGUGUUUUUCAUAUGCAGUGGGUACAUGUCUCCAGAAUAUGUGAGUAUUUGGAAAGUUUUCAAUGAAAUCUGAUGUCUUUAGUUUUUGGAUCAUAUUAUUAGAGAUCAUUACAGGAAAAAAGAACAAUGGCUUUUGUCGAGAGGAUUUUUACCCAAGCAUGAUAGGAAAAAUAUGGCAUUUAUGGAGAGAAGACAGAACAUGGGAGAUAGUUGAUUCGUCACUAAAGGAUUCUUGUUCUCCUGAAGUAUUGAGAUACAUCCAAAUUGGGCUCUUAUGCGUGCAAGAAGAUGCAAUGGAAAGGCCGACCAUGUCAGCUAUUGUUCUAAUGUUAAAUAGUGAAAUUUGUCUUCCUUCUCCUAAGCAACCUGCAUUCACUCUCAGAAAGUCUAGUAUUAUUAGUUCUAGCUCAUUAGAACCAAAAGAAAGAUUUUGUUCUGUGGAUGAGGAAACAAUUACUGAGGUUGUAUGUCGCUGAAUAUAUCUCCCAUCAAUUACAUAAAAUUUUAAUAUAGAGAUCCAUAA